Molecule: messenger RNA, 823 nt
Organism: Micropterus salmoides (largemouth bass)
Lineage: Eukaryota; Metazoa; Chordata; Actinopteri; Centrarchiformes; Centrarchidae
Product: G patch domain-containing protein 1-like
Exons: 5
Coding region: 446-724 (92 amino acids)
Source: RefSeq, a predicted model, not a curated record
AGUCUCUGACUCCUUCCUGUUUGAUUUAAAGUCUAAAUAACUGCCUGUUUUUGGCGCUGCAGGUCGAGCAUGGUGGGUCUGCCCAAAGUGAAGAGAGACAAGUUUUCAGUCUUCAACUUCCUGACUGUGACGGAGAGCAGAGAACCUCCAGCUCCUCCAAAGCCUCCGGGGGCUGGGAAGAGGUCUCGGUGGGACGUUUCAGACCAGGAGGGGGAGAAGAAGAACGACCCCCUUAGUGAGCUGCUCAGCGCUGCACGAAACCAAAGCGAGGUCAAACUGGAACAAACCUCCGUACCUGCUUUACCUGCGUCCACCAGCACCGACGAUCAGACCCCCCGGCAGAGCGGAGGAGACAAAGUCAGCGGGUCGGCCGAGCUCAGACGAGAAGAAAGGAGGUGACGAAGACCAGGAGGAGGAGGAGGAAGAGGAGGAGAGCCGGCCUCACAUGGAUCUGUUCAAAGCCAUCUUCGCCGGCUCCUCUGAUGAGAAAUCCUCCUCUUCAUCCGAGGGAGAGAGCGACGAUGAGGAGGCCGUGAAGGAGGAGGAGCUCAAAGUCGAGCCGCAGCCGCUGAAUCUCUUCAACAUCACCUCCUCGCCGUCACCUCCUCCGCCACCACCGCGUCGGGCCAGCAGGCGGCGGCGGUUUCAUCUCAGAACUCGACUCAAGAACAAGAAGAAGAAGAGUUUGGUCCGAAGCUGCCGCCUCCUUCAGCUGCUCUCAUGAGAGGAGGCGCCACCUCCGCCUGCUCCCCCCGUGAGGAGGAGAAACCCAACAAGAGGAGCAGAGAGAAGAAACACAAGAACAAGAAGCAGCACAAACACA